This is a messenger RNA of Crotalus tigris (Tiger rattlesnake), 1895 nucleotides long. RefSeq names its product WD repeat domain 88 (gene WDR88). The coding region runs from base 103 to 1293 and encodes 396 amino acids. The record is from RefSeq and is a predicted model, not a curated record. Gene Ontology annotation, molecular function: protein binding. NCBI's taxonomy places the organism in Eukaryota, Metazoa, Chordata, Lepidosauria, Squamata, Viperidae. The transcript has 11 exons.
GAAAGGGGUAGAGGAAAGAAAGGGAAGGGGAAGGGAAAGGAGAAGGGUAGAGGAAGGGAAGGGGAAAGGAAAGGAAAGGAAGUCCUUCCUCUCUGCUCCGAGAUGCCUCUGCAGUCACCCAGUGAGGACCCCCUGGACACCAGGGCCCCCGAGGAGAAGGCCUGGGAAGGGGACCAGGAGAAAUUGGCCAAGAUUCAUUUCAAAAUUUUAAAAGGCCAUACCGAUGCCGUGACUUCCUGUCAUUUUUGUUUUGACGAUACCAAAAUUAUUUCAGGCUCUUUCGAUACCACAGUGAAACUUUGGGAUAUUGCCUGUUCUAUUUGCAUCCACACCUUUAAGGAUCAACAUACUGGACCAGUUUCAGAAUGUUGUCUGACUCAUGAUAAUCGAAGGUUAAUAACAGCGUCGUAUGAUAAAACCCUAAAGGCCUGGGAUACUGAAACAGGAAAAAUGCUUUGGUCUUUGGGGCAGGAUGGCUUGAUAACUACAUGCCAUAUUUCUCAUGAUGGCAAAUACGUCGCCUCUGGCUCUGAUUUGGAGAAUGCGUUAUUCGUCUGCAAUGUUGAAGAUGGCGAACAGGUGGCUUUGAUCAGAGAUUACCACAAAAGUACAAUUCAAAGCUGCCGGUUUGAUCCUGUCAACCAGAGAAUAGCUACGGUGUCAUCUGACAUGUCUAUCAAAUUCUGGGAUAUCAUUGCAAGGGCUACCACAGUCACCAUUGAAAAGGCACACAACAACGCCAUUGCAGAUUGCUGCUUUUCCUUGGACGGUCAUUAUCUGUGCACAGCAGGGUGGGAUGAAAAUAUCAAGUUAUGGGAUGUCCGUACAGGAGAAUUCCGGUCUCAUGGACCUAUUACUUUGGAACAAGGUCAUAUCGGCAUUGUUGGCUGCUGUGAUGUUAGCAAAGACGCCUCGUGUGUGGUAUCUGGAGGUUAUGACAAAACCAUCAGCGUGUGGGACAUAGAAGAAGCAUACAAAAAGAUAUCCUUAAAGGGUCAUGCCGAUUGGGUGACAGAUGUGGCCAUCAGCAAGGACAAGAGGCUUGUUGUUUCCUCCUCAAAGGACCAGACUGUGAGAUUAUGGGAUAUUAAAAAUGCCAAUGAAAUCCCCAUGGUGAUUCAAGCUGUGAAAACGAGAGGUUCCAAGAUUUCCAAGUGUGAAGCGUGUCAGAAAUCUUUUCUGAUCUUCCGGAACCAAGAAGACACUAUAGAAACCCGGUGCGUCUUCUGCCGAUUAGCAUCUCCCAACCAAGUGGUUUUACCGCUGCCACCCGCUUUGCCUCCAGAUCUCUAAAGGAUUCCGCGGCGAGCUGAUUUUAAAACAUUUGUGAACGUUGCAAUCUUUUUUUUUUCCUGUCAUGUUGUGUGGACUGUGUAACCCACCUAUGUAACCUUAAACAAAUAAAAUAAAAUAAAACAAAAAUCUCCACACCGAAUUUACCUUCUGCCUAAUUUCUGCGGUGAGAUGAAAUAAAUGGCAUAAACAGAAUCGUUGAAAGGAUUCAGUUCAUCCUGCUAAUAUGCUGAUAUGGGUAGUCCAUGACAUACGACCAUAACUGAGCCCAAAAUUUAUGUUGUUAAGUGAGACAGUGGUUAAGUGAGUUUUGUCUCAUUUGAACGACCUUUCUUGCCACAAUUGUUAAAUUAGCAACACGAUUGGUAUGUGGCUUCCCCGUUAACUUUGCAGAAGUUUGCAAAAGGUGAUCACGUGACCCUGGAACACUGCAACUGUCAUAAGAACAUGCCAGUUGCCAAGCCUCUGAAAUUUGAUCAUGUGAUCAUGGAGACGCUGCGACACUUGUAGGUCUGGAUAAUGGUCAUAAGUCACUUUUUUCAGAGCCGUUGUAACUUCAAAGGGUCACUAAGUGAAUGAUUGUAAAAAAAGGACUAUUUGUA